Messenger RNA from Centropristis striata (black sea bass), 1683 nucleotides. Its product is annotated as high-affinity choline transporter 1-like. The transcript is spliced from 8 exons. Lineage: Eukaryota; Metazoa; Chordata; Actinopteri; Perciformes; Serranidae. Gene Ontology annotation, molecular function: choline:sodium symporter activity. The coding region runs from base 1 to 1683 and encodes 560 amino acids. Gene Ontology annotation, cellular component: plasma membrane. Gene Ontology annotation, biological process: choline transport; transmembrane transport; acetylcholine biosynthetic process. The record is from RefSeq and is a predicted model, not a curated record.
AUGGCUGUUAACAUACCAGGAGUGAUAGCGAUGGUGUUCUUCUACCUGCUGGUCCUUGGGACCGGAAUCUGGGCUUCUUUCAAGUCCAAGAGGGAACGGAAAAAAAGUGCAGCCACACAAAUGGAGAUGACCCUGCUGGGGAACCGGAGUAUUAACUUGGUGGUGGGGAUCUUCACAUUGACAGCUUCGUGGGUCGGAGGAGCCUUAAUCGUUGGCACAGCUGAGAUGGUGUACACGCCUUCUCUAGGACUAACCUGGGCACUUGUGAUGAUAGCAUCAUACAGCACAUGUUUUAUUUUUGGUGGCUUAGUGUUUGCACAGCCAAUGAGAGAAAGAAACUGUGUGACGAUGCUGGACCCUUUCCAUGCAAAGUAUGGAAAAGCAGUAACAGCUGGACUAAGCUUGGCUUCACUUUUUAUGGAUUUGUUUUGGUUUCCAUCCACAUUGAUGGGUUUAGGAGGAAUUAUGAGUGUAGUCCUGGAUGUGUCCUUCACUGUGUGCAUCUGGAUCUCUGCUGCUGUGGCCAUCACCUACACACUGCUGGGAGGUCUCUACUCCGUGGCCUACACAGAUGUUAUACAGCUUGUCCUUAUAUUCGUUAGCUUGUGGAUCUGUGUCCCCUUUGUUUUGAUGAACCCUUGCUCUUUGGACAUCAGCCAGACUCUGAUGAACAACACUUUACAUGCUCCCUGGAUUGGUGAACCAGGGCUGAAAAAGACCUGGAUAAUAAUUGAUGAAUUCUUAUUCUUUACACUUGGCAGUCAGGGAUAUCAGUGUCUCCACCAGAGAUUCUUGUCAGCGUCUUCCACUUCAACAGCCAAGCUUACCUCCAUCAUUGCAGCCUUCCUCUUUCCAAUAUUUGGCAUACCUCCUCUUCUGCUUGGAGCAGCUGCUGCAUCCACAGACUGGAACCUCACUACCUAUGGUUCUCCAUCUCCAUAUGAACGUGGGGAAGCAGCUCUAGUUCUACCCAUCGUCCUGCAGCACCUCACACCAUCGGUCAUCUCCAUUAUCGGCACUGGAUGUGUUGCUGCAGCUGUGAUGUCGUCUGCAGACUCUGCGUUGCUUUCUGCAGCUUCUGUCUUCACCUCCAACAUAUACAAGAACAUCCUGAGGCCCCAGGCAUCAGAGAGAGAGACUCAGUGGGUGAUCCGUGCUUCUGUGUUGGUGGUGGGCUUGAUUGGUACAGCACUCACCAACCUGAAAAACAGCAUCUUAUUGUUCUGGUUCAUUGGUGCUGAAGUGGCCUACGUUGUAAUCUUCCCUCAACUCAUCUGCGUCCUCUUCUUCAACAUCUCCAACGGUUACGGGGCUGUUAUGGGGUUUGUGGUUGGAGUGGUAUUAAGACUGCUUAGUGGAGACCCGUCACUAGGGUUAGCGCCAGUCAUACACUUCCCAGGAUGCACUCUUGAGGACGGUGUUUAUGUCCAGUACUCUCCAGUUAAGACCAUCUCCAUGCUGUCUGCCAUUGCUGCCAUCUUGUUGUUCUCCUACCUGGCUUCUGUGCUCUUUAACAGAGGCCUGCUGCCUGAGAGGUGGGAUGUGUUCAAAGUGAAAGCGCAGCUCUCACCACAACCACUGACACCAGUAGAUGGAGCUACAGAGCACAGUGAGACUGAGAAAUUGAGGAGAAAAACAUCUCAGACCGAGGAAUCAGAGCCAGUGAACAGCACAACCUGUUAG